Messenger RNA from Epithele typhae, 1446 nucleotides. RefSeq lists its product as uncharacterized. The transcript is spliced from 6 exons. The coding region runs from base 1 to 1446 and encodes 481 amino acids. NCBI's taxonomy places the organism in Eukaryota, Fungi, Basidiomycota, Agaricomycetes, Polyporales, Epitheliaceae. The record is from RefSeq and is a predicted model, not a curated record.
AUGAACGACCACUUCGACAACCUCAUCGUCGACGACGUCGUGACGACCACUAUCGACUCCAGGCCACCGAUUCCGUGUAACACGACAUACAAUCUCGCCUCCACGGUCCCUACCAUCGCCAGCUCUGCCAUCGCCACCUCCGCCAUCGCCACCUCCGUUAUCGCUAGCUCCGCCCCCGUCGGCCCGACUGCCGCUAUCCCCACCCUCACCGCCACCGCCAUCGUGCUCCAGUCGUCCAGCGCCACGCACCACGAUAUACGUCCAUAUAUGGUCGUGCUCGGUGCAGUCGUGGCAGUCGCGUUUUGUAUGGCUGCGAUGCUCCAGUGGAGGAGCCGGCGGAACAGCAGACGUUCCCAGCAACCUGAUGUCGAGAAUCAGUUGCCACAAAACAUUCAGAGCUCACCGCGGGAGAGCAUCAUCUUGACCCUCGGUUCCGAUUCCUCCGACUCUGCAAAGCUAGACGAGCAGGAUGAGUCGUCCAAUGAGGACUCUCCCGCUGCCUUCACCCCGAGCCCAACGUCCUCUACCUGCUCCCUUGAGUCCACCGCCACCGUCACGUCCUCCACCUUCUCCCUCGAGUCCACCACCAUCGGAACGCUCCCCACCAGCGCCCUCGGGUCCGCCACCACCGGAGCGCUCUCGCCGCGCGCCCACCCAUACGGGGCAGCGGGGGGGCCGGUGAUCGUCCUGUCGCAAGUGCGCGAGUUGAACAAGGCUCAGCGCCCGUGGGCCUCGGACCCCGAGCUCCAUACUCAGGCGGCCCGUGGAACAUCUCCGGAGCUCCCACCGCUGCAGUUCCCCGCGCCGUUGGUGCUUUCGUUCAACACGCGGGAAGAUGCGGCGAGGUGGUCACGGGCGACUCGGUGGUCGGCACCAAAGGCGUUUAAUAGCGCCGGUAAUAUAACUUUGCAUGCUAUGCGUACACCACUGACAUCAACGAUCGAGUACGGAACCUCCGAGUUUUGCACAAGACGCCAAUUCAAGGACAGCGCAGGUGCCGUGAUCCGGGCCGCCGGCCCGCGCCACUGCCCGCACUCCACCUUGAAGCGCGCAGCCACAGCCCCCUGCAGCACUUGGAUGGGACGGCGGAUAUCCCCGGAUGUCGCCAUAACCGAGGUCUCGAUUCGGCUCAGGAAGUCGACGAUGCACAAGAGCAGGGAAGGGUUCGUCGACCCUCACGCGCUGCAGUCCAUGGUUCCUGAGAGCGCGGCCGCGCAGAGGGUGUCGGACGAUCUGGCGAUCGUGGUGGCGGACAUCUACGCGCGCAAGGUCAAGCGGCUGCAGGCCAUCGCACAGGGCCUGACCGGCAGCGAGUAUCUGACGCGUCGGGGGCGCAAGAAGAAUGGGGUCGGUGUGGCGAUGAAGCGUGGAUGCCACGCGGAGGCGGUUCCUUGGACACGAAAGUUGCAGCGUUCCUCGCUCGAUGGCCGUCGUCGUUGGCGGUGA